GUUUUACGUAUCAUAUUAUCUCAUACAAUAAUUUUUGUUUUAUUAUUAAACUGCAGCAGAGAGAUUUUUACUGAGUGACUUCAACAAAAAAGAACGUGUUGUUUUAACAUGAGUGGAGCUUCGGCCGAAAAGGAGGACGAUGGAGGAAAAAUACUUGAGACUCUCGUAGAAGCAGGUUUUGAUGUGGUUUUGUUCAUCCAAUCGGUACGGACAAACUACAAAAACGUGGAUAAUUUGAGUGGACUGGACAUUGAAACCAAGGAAACCUACUUGAAAAUCAGAGAGAACACCAGAAAACAGUGUCUUAUUUACUCAAAACAUGUUCUCCCUCUGACAAUUGACGUCUUCAAGAAGAUUUCCUCACUGAUGGAUAAUUUCGCCGAUAUCGAACCUGAGAAAUGGAUAUUAUCUCUUUCAGAUACUAGGAAAAAAUUGAAAGAUGCAAAAUCUUCAUGUGAAAAUUUAAAAAAUAUUCACAACGAAAUUAUCCGAAACUUGAAGGCAAAUCAUGCUGAAGCUGAAUCUGCGACCGAUGAAUUCAAAAAAAUUGAAGAAAAUUGCCAGGAAAGCAUAAAGGUUUUGCAUGACGAAGCCAAAAAGGCGCAGAGAAGUGAACAAAAUGCGAAUUUCUGGGGAAAGGUUCUUUCUGUUCCAACAUUUGGAAUUGGUUAUGUAAUCGCCGGUUCGGUCGCGGAGAACCACAAAAAGCAAUCGCAGACAAAAGAUGAAGAAGCUGUAAAACUAAAGAAGGACAUGGAAGCUGUUAAGAGAGCUGUGUCUAUGAGCCAUGAGCUGGAAUUCAUAUUGGAUCAUCUUCUGGAACGUUUACAAUCAAUCUUUGAGUUCAUUGGCAUGUGCGAGUUGAACGUGGAAAAAAUGGUCGACCGUACAAAAGAGGCAAAAUCUUCGAAUGAUGACAGGGAUGUGCAUUAUAAAACUACGAAGAAAAGAGCUCAAGAAAUAAGAGGAUUAUGUGACACAUUCGUGACAAGUACGGCACCCAGCUUGCUAAACAAUCUGGCUCUGAUUCCUAGUCAACCAGAAGACGAGACGUUUUUGCAAGAAUGGAAGGAAAGCCACAAUAUCACUCUCGCUGCUGCGCAAUUGCAGCUAUCUGAUCCAGAUACAAACUCAACUAAAAGUAACGAGAUAAACAAGGGGAAGAACCGAAGGAAAGAAGGUCAGAACAAUUAA
Molecule: messenger RNA, 1194 nt
Organism: Symsagittifera roscoffensis
Lineage: Eukaryota; Metazoa; Xenacoelomorpha; Acoela; Convolutidae
Exons: 2
Coding region: 109-1194 (361 amino acids)
Source: RefSeq, a predicted model, not a curated record